Nelumbo nucifera (sacred lotus) is the source of this 3167-nucleotide messenger RNA. Its product is annotated as RNA helicase family protein. NCBI's taxonomy places the organism in Eukaryota, Viridiplantae, Streptophyta, Magnoliopsida, Proteales, Nelumbonaceae. The record is from RefSeq and is a predicted model, not a curated record. Gene Ontology annotation, molecular function: RNA binding; ATP hydrolysis activity; helicase activity. Gene Ontology annotation, cellular component: intracellular anatomical structure.
GGCUCUUCUCCUCUUUCUUGGAAGACAAAGAAGCAAUCGACUGUAUUUUGUUCCUUUGUAUGGCUGCAACCACUGGCAAAUUAUUAUGGCUGAAACGUCUCUUUCAUGAUUUGGGCCUCUAUCAUCUAGAGCCUAUGCACACAUCUCCUACAAGUUACCAGCAGAUAUUGAUGGUCUUGGGGCGUGACCAGUUUCAAGCUUUAGUUCCUAAGUUGGGCAUCACCCAAGUUCAUGCUCCAACUUGAGGGAGCGUAUAGCAGCAUGUGUAAAUCCGUUGGAACAAAUUCUGUUAGUCCAGCUGUCUAAUUGGACUGACAGGUUGCAUUAGUUAGAACACUUGUCUCAAGUCGAUUUAUGUAUCUAUAUAUACGGGACUCUGUAAUAAACACAAAAUACUCUUUCUCUGUUUCUCAGUUGCAUCUCGCAAUUUUAUAGUUGGUUCCGCAACAGUCCGCAGUUGAGCGAGGGAAGAAGCAUCAGAUAUUCUUUUAAUUCUUACUUGGUUAUUUAGCUACGCUGCAAGUUCCAUCUCUCCUUUGGGAUAUACGAUGGCGGUUCUUCCAAUUCUUCAGUUUGAAGAGAAGAUCAUUGAAACGGUGAAGCAAAACCCUGUCGUUGUUAUAAUCGGAGAGACUGGUUCAGGGAAGAGCACGCAGCUCUCGCAAAUAUUGCACAGAAAUGGGUACACCAAAUCUGGAAUCAUUGCUGUCACUCAGCCUCGCCGAGUUGCCGCAGUCUCGGUUGCGAGGCGUGUUGCACAUGAACUUGGCGUUCAGCUUGGUGAGGAAGUUGGCUAUGCCAUUCGAUUUGAAGACAGGACAUCAGAGAAAACAUGUAUCAAAUAUCUUACUGAUGGUGUUCUCCUUCGUGAGAGCCUUUCUGGCCCAGAGCUAAAUCAGUAUUCAGUAAUUAUUUUGGAUGAAGCUCACGAGAGGAGUCUAAACACUGAUAUAUUGCUGGGAUUGAUGAAGCGCUUGGUUAAGAUGCGUCUCUCUAAUCUGAAGGUUUUGAUCACUUCGGCAACUCUGGAUGGUGAGAAAGUUUCAAGAUUCUUCUCCAAUUGUCCAAUACUGACUGUCCCUGGAAAGUUGUUCCCUGUGGAAAUCCUAUACUGCAGUGAGCGUCCUACAAGCUAUCUUGAGUCUUCUCUAAAAACUGCUCUUGAUAUACAUGUUAGGGAACCAGAAGGAGAUGUCUUAAUAUUCAUGACAGGACAGGAUGAUAUAGAGAAGUUGGUAAGAAAGUUGGAGGAGAGAGUGCAAGGCCUGGAUGAAGGGUCUUGUAUGGAUGCUAUAAUCCUUCCACUUCAUGGCUCUUUACCACCUGAAAUGCAGGUACGUGUAUUCUCUCCAGCACCUCCAAAUUGUAGGCGUUUUAUUGUUGCCACAAACAUUGCAGAGACUUCCUUGACUGUGGAUGGUGUUGUGUAUGUUAUUGAUUCUGGAUAUGUGAAGCAACGCCAAUAUAACCCAUCAACCGGCAUGUAUUCCCUUGAUGUAGUCCAAAUCAGCAAAGUUCAAGCCAAUCAGCGUGCAGGACGAGCUGGAAGAACAUGCCGUGGAAAGUGUUACCGGCUUUAUCCUUCCAUAGUUUACCAUGAUGACUUUCUAGAUGUGACAGUCCCCGAAAUACAGCGGUCUUCUCUUGCUGGAAGUGUCCUUUAUUUGAAAUCAUUAGACCUCCCUGACAUGGAUAUUCUCAAAUUUGAUUUUCUUGACCCUCCUUCACGUGAGUCACUGGAAGAUGCUUUAAAACAAUUAUAUCUUAUUGAUUCUAUAGAUGAAAAUGGUUUAGUUACACAAAUUGGGCGAAAAAUGGCUGAGCUCCCAUUAGAACCUUCACUUUCAAGAACAUUGUUAGAGGCAAAUGAAUUAGGAUGUCUGUCUGAGGCUUUGACUGUUGCUGCCAUGUUAUCUGCAGAAACCACAUUGCUUCCUGGUCGAAGUAAAGGUACUGAGAAGAAAAGAAAACCCACUCCUUUGGACUUGCCAGAUGGUUCUGGAUGGGGUGAUCACAUUCAGUUACUCCAAAUUUAUGAGAGUUGGCAUCGAGUUGACUAUGAUUCACGUUGGUGCAAAGAUAAUGACUUGCAGGUAAGAGGUAUGAUGUUUACCAAGGAUGUACGGAAACAGUUAUCUCAGAUAAUGCAGAAAAUAGCAAAAGGGCCUAUGGAGGUACAGACAAAUAAAAGGUGGAAAGAUGAUCAACAAGAUUACAAGAACUUGAGGAGGGCUCUGUGUGUAGGAUAUGCAAAUCAGCUAGCUGAGCGGAUGAUUCAUCACAAUGGUUAUCGAACUAUAGGCUACAAGCCUCAACUUGUUCAGGUGCAUCCUUCCUCGGUGCUCAGAACAGAUGAAGAUGGAUUGUUACCAAAUUAUGUCGUGUAUCAUGAGCUUAUUGUGACUUCUCGUCCAUUCAUGCGCAAUGUGUGUGCAAUAGAGAUGCCGUGGGUCAUGCCCAUCUCGAAGAAGCUUGACAAACUGAAUGUAAAUAAGCUCAGCGGCGGUUUUGAUGCUUUAGAGGAGAGAACAAAUGGAGAAUCACUAGUCUUGGCAAAGAAAGAGACUGAAGUUGUAAAGGCUCUUGAUGAUCGUGACAGUAGAAUACAAGCUGCACGGGAUCGUUUUCUUGCUCGUAAAGCAAAGAAAUAGCCUGAAUUGCUUGUUCAUGCAAUUUGGAAUUUUUGAUGAACUAGUGGGAUUUGGCAUACAUCGGUCGAUCUUCAUUCCCUCUAAUCGGUAACAAGGUAAUUCUCUCUUUGAUGGUUGGAACCAACCAAUCAUACUGGAUGAAUGUUGGAAGCAGUUAGCCUCAGCCUACUUAAUGUGUUCCAGAGAAACAAAGAUUCUCACCAAAUGAUAGAGCUGGACAGGGUCUAAAUCUUUGUUGUCAAGCUGGAUCUUCUUCAUUGAUCUUUCCCAUCAUGAUCAAGGUUUUAAAUUUUGCAAUGUAUCGGCCGAUACGAGCUAAUACGUAUCAUUUCAGAAGAGUUUUGAUACACGGAACAUGUAUAAUUAGAUGGUUUCAUAUUUUUUCGUCCGUAUCAAACUGAUACAAAUCCGUAUAGGACCAUUUUGGGUAUGUAUAGGCCGAUAUAACCCGAAACGCACUGAUAUAUACCCAGGCUGAUACGCAUUAUGUAUUAGUUGAAUUUAGUUUUCUUCUCC